AUGAGUGGUGAUACUAAAAUGCCACUUCUUCGUAAUGGUACCAAGCCAGAUGGUUCUAUACAUGUGAUGACAUAUAUAGAUGACAAAAAUGUGGUAAGACCUAAAGCAAAAUGCAUUGCAAGACUUAAUUGUGAUUACACCUUUAGGGGCCUCAAAAGAGCUGUUCCAAGAGCACUAAACUCUGUUAAUAUAAUAAAGAUUUGUCACUUUGCUCAUCGUUCUGAAUGCUUCAUAAGUGCCUAUAAACUUGGAAAGGCUGCUGCCUUUGCGGUAAAGAAAUAUCAUUCUCAUCGUCGAAUUCCAGAAAAAGUUCUUAAAGAAUUUGCACAUGACUAG
This is a messenger RNA of Cetraspora pellucida, 336 nucleotides long. Lineage: Eukaryota; Fungi; Glomeromycota; Glomeromycetes; Diversisporales; Gigasporaceae. The record is from the annotation of a GenBank genome assembly.